Molecule: messenger RNA, 1834 nt
Organism: Paralichthys olivaceus (Japanese flounder)
Lineage: Eukaryota; Metazoa; Chordata; Actinopteri; Pleuronectiformes; Paralichthyidae
Gene: ubxn11
Product: UBX domain protein 11
Biological process (GO): proteasome-mediated ubiquitin-dependent protein catabolic process
Molecular function (GO): ubiquitin binding
Source: RefSeq, a predicted model, not a curated record
AACAAACAGAGAGGCCUCAGCAGCUUCCUCUGAGCUGACAGAUCCAGACUGUCUCUCAGAGCUUUGACUUAAAGAUGAGUUCCCCUCUGUCCAUGCUGAAGAAAGCGAGACGCACCCCCCUGCAGGGCCCUCCCGGUGAGCAAUGGAGCAGGGAAAAGGUGCCUUUCAGGAGGAAUCUGUUAAAAGAGUUUCAGGCAGAGCUGGUUGAUGAUGAUGAUGAUUCAUCUGAUCCAAAUCCUCCCAAACUGUGUCACAAUCCAGCCAGUGUCGCCCCCACCACAAAACCAAAAGCCCCACUGAAGAAAGGUGCUCCGCCGAGCAACCUUGAGCUCAUGUCCGCCAUGAUGCAGCGGGUGACCCUGCUGGAGAAACAAGUGAGGGGCCAAGCACAGGAGCUGGAACACAAGGAUAAAAAGAUCUCAGUUUUGGAGGAGAAGCUGCAGACUCAGAAAGAAUCAGAGCGUGCACGUGAUUUAAGUGGCAGAGAUGAUCUUGAAAGAAGGUGCCAAGAACUGCAGAAUCAAGUGCACGAGAUGGAGAGCUUUCUAAAUGACUACGGUUUGAUCUGGGUGGGGGAUGGAGAGAGCAGUGAUGCAGCCGAGUGUGAGCAGACGCACAGCUCAGGCACUUCUGGGGUCACGGGUUUCCACAUGAACUUCGACCUUGUGCUGCAGAGGAUCAAGGAGCUGAACAUCCUCGCAGGGGAGGGGGAGUCUUUUGUGCGGUCGACAGCCACAGGGGCACAGCUGGCACAAAAGGAUCCUGUCCACCUGAGGCUCUACAGCAACGGCAUUGUCAUGUUCGAUGGUCCUUUCCGCUCUUUUCGGAAGCACAGCACCCAGCAGUGCAUGCAGGAUCUGAUGGACGGGUAUUUUCCAUCGGAGCUUCAGGACAGAUUUCCAGACGGUGUUCCCUUUAAGGUUCACGACAGGCGAGAUGAAGAGUUUAUCUUCAGGCCACCGUGGGAUCGAUUCCCUGGUGAAGGACGGGCGGUUUGUGGGGAGAAAGAUGACUCAUCAAAUGUUGUCAGCUGUCAAACACAAGGAAAGAAACUGACCACGGAUCAGUUCCUGAGCAGGAUGCCCAAGGUGGUGGUCAAGGCCGGUCGUGUGAUCGAUAUCAGGGAGUCACUGAGAGCAACCCUGCAGGGUUCAUCUGCUGCCCAGAGCAGCGACCCUGCGAUCCUCAUAGACACAGCAGCACUGCAGGCGAUGAAAGAGAGACUGCAGGCGUCCAGCUCUGACCGGCCCUCGUCAGCCCGUGACAUCAUCACGCUCAAGGUGAAGUCCGAGGAUGGGGAUCAUACUUACGUGUUGACAAUGUGCUUCUCAGAGACAAUCGGCCACCUGCGACAGUACCUGGACAAACACAGAGGCGGUGGUCUCCCUGGUUAUGACAUCAUCAGUGCGUACCCACAGUGCUGCUAUGAAGACAACAGCAGGACGCUACAAUCGUGCGGCGUCACGACUAAUGCUACCCUGCUGCUGAGGAGGAGACAACACCCUGAAUCACUGACAGCAGUCAAACAAAUCGACCUAUAAACUAUUGUGUAUGACUUGUUUUUCUGAAUCAACCUUUUCAUAGCAGGCGUGUGUUGUCAUAGAAACAGAACAGAUGUUAGAAAAUAUUAUUGACAAUGGCUUUAUUCCAUUUAAGUGCUCAAGACCAGAGCCCUGAAACUGAAGCAGCUAAAUGGAAUUCAGCCAUGAAUGAUCUUAUUAUUUACACAUGCUUUUCCUAUUGUGUCAAAAUGACUUCAGUGAAAAAGAUUCGGAUGUUUGUUUUUGUCCCUCCCGAUAAUUUGAACUUUAGGUUUCUAUUGACAUGAUUCUAU